Colletotrichum karsti is the source of this 1089-nucleotide messenger RNA. RefSeq names its product nadp-dependent alcohol dehydrogenase. Gene Ontology annotation, molecular function: alcohol dehydrogenase (NADP+) activity; zinc ion binding. The transcript has 3 exons. Lineage: Eukaryota; Fungi; Ascomycota; Sordariomycetes; Glomerellales; Glomerellaceae. Gene Ontology annotation, biological process: alcohol metabolic process. The record is from RefSeq and is a predicted model, not a curated record. Bases 1 to 1089 code for a protein of 362 amino acids.
AUGGCCGACAUCAAGUUCGAGGGAUGGCUGGGCCACAGCCCCGACAGCGUCAACGGAAAGAUGGAAUGGGGCGCCUAUGAGCCCAAGAAGUGGACGGAGGACGACGUCGACAUCGAGAUCAGCCACUGCGGAAUCUGCGGUUCUGACCUUCACAUGCUGCGCUCGGGCUGGGCUGAGACCCCUUAUCCUUGCUGCGUCGGCCAUGAGAUCGUCGGCAAGGCCGUCCGCGUCGGCAAGAACGUCAAGGACAUCACCGUCGGCGACCGCGUCGGUGUCGGUGCCCAGGCCCGCUCGUGCAUGAAGUCCGACUGCCCCGAAUGCUCGAUCGGUCGCGAGAACUACUGCGGUCGUGCCAAUGUCAGCACCUACGGUUCCGUCUACCCCGAUGGCGAGGGCAAGGCGAUGGGUGGAUAUGCCGACUACAACCGCACGAAUGGUCACUUUGUGAUCAAGAUCCCCGAGGGUCUGCCAUCAGAAGAGGCCGCGCCUAUGCUGUGCGGCGGUAUUACGGUCUUCUCGCCUCUGAAGAACAAUGGCUGCGGUCCUGGCAAGACUGUCGGUAUCGUCGGCGUCGGCGGCCUCGGCCACUUCGGUGUCCUUUUCGCCAAGGCGUUGGGCGCUGACAGAGUCGUUGGUAUCUCGAGAAAGGCUUCGAAGAGGGACGAGGUCCUCAAGCUGGGCGCCGACGACUACAUCGCCACCGAUGAUGACCAGGACUGGUCCAAGAAGAACGCCCGCACCCUCGACUUGAUUGUGUGCACUGUCUCCAGCGACAAGAUGCCCCUUCAACAAUACCUGAGUCUUCUCAAGGUUUAUGGCACCUUCAUCCAGGUUGGUGCUCCCGACGGCGGCAACCUCCCUGCCAUCAACGCUUUCACCCUGCUCGCCAGCGGCAUCAAGGUCGGCGGCAGUGGCAUUGGCUCUCCUUCCGAUAUCCGCGAGAUGUUGGAUUUGGCUGUCGAGAAGAAGGUCAAGCCUUGGGUACAGAAGCGCUCUCUGAAGGACGCCAACCAGGCCAUUGUUGAUAUGGAGGCUGGCAAGGCUCGUUACCGGUACGUCCUUGUCAACGAGAAGCAUGCCACAUUGUAA